AUGCCUCGACAACCCAGGCAGUCCCGGUCGUCCAGAACGACAUCGUCUUAUUUUCAGCGCCCUUCCCGUGCUCUUAACACGUCCUCGUCCACCUCCAGCCGGCGGCCUCCUCGUGACAUUUCUGAGGGCGGCAGCUCAAUGACUGCAACCCCGUCUAUAGCCGGCAUAGUGUCAAGCACAGCCAAGUCCAAUAUCACGGCCGGUAGAUCGCGUCCAUCGACCAGUGUCUCGGGGCGCAAGUCGCGAACUGGUACUCUGUCUACAAUGUUGGGAGCAAGUGACCAACAAACCAUCAUUUGCGCUGUUGCCGAGUCUCGUGGCAUUUCACCUUCUAUUGGGCUUGCGCUUGUGAAUAUUACGCUCGGUGAGGCUGUGUUGAGCCAGAUAUGCGACAAUCAAUCAUACGUCAAAACGAUCCACAAGCUCCAGAUAGCAGGCCCAUCUAGAAUUGUCUUGAUGUCUACGGCUUGCCCGCCAAACAAAGACAGUGUUCUCUAUACCUUGAUUGAUGAGCUCAUACCAGAUGCAGACAUCGAAGUGUUGGACAGAUCCGCCUGGUCGGAAGUGGACGGCCUCGAAUACAUAGACAACCUGGCAUUCAAGAGCGAUAUCGACCCCAUGAAGGUAGCAGUGCAGGGCAAAUAUUACUGCAUCAGCUCGCUUGCGGCACACACAUUCACGAUCAGUUUCGCUCCUAAUUCAUUGCGUAUCAAAUAUCGACCGUCGGAAGAUACCAUGAUGGUUGAUAUCUCGGUCAUACAAUCUCUGGAGAUCAUACAGAACCUUGACAAACCCAAGUCCAAGGACAGUCUCUUUGGGCUUUUGAAUCAAACCAAGACGCCAAUGGGGUCACGCAUGCUUCGCAACAAUAUUCUUCAGCCCCCAACAAAGUACGAUACUUUUAUAAGACCCCGGUACGAAGCCUUAGAGGAGCUUACGAGUGAGGAAGAAAUGUUUCAUGCGGUUCGAAAGGCGCUUGAAAACUUCAAAGACAUCGAAAGAAUGAUCACGAUAUCCACCAAGUCGAGUAUCACCCACGCCGAAGAGCAAAUUAAUCACGUCAUUCUUAUAAAAACGUUUCUUGAGUCAGUGCCGGAGCUCUAUCAAGCGCUGGCUGAAUGCAAUAGCGCGCUUCUUCUCAAGAUUCGAGACAUUUGCCACCCUAACACGACAGACCCUAUCUUAUCCAGGAUUCAUCAGGUCGUAGAGGCUGAUGUUACGUAUAUGACUUCGCCCCUCGACAUGCGCAAUCAGAGGACGUUCGCCGUCAAGGCUGGUAUCAAUGACAUGCUAGAUGUUGCACGACAAGCGUACAAAGAACUAACGAAUGAUAUCCAUCUCCAUGUCAACGACAUCCAAGCCCAGCAUGGUAUUCAGCUGACUGUCAAAUUCGACCACGGGCGCAAGUAUUGGCUGCGCAUUAAAUCAGGGGACCUCAACAAAGACACAUUACCUCAAGUCUUCAUCAACGUCGUGAAAAAGAAGGAUCAUAUCCAGUGUCAGACUCUGUCACUAGUUAAGUUAAACUUCCGGCUAUCAGAGACUUCAAACGAAAUUAUCAUGCGUAGUGACAAAGUAAUCCAAGAACUGAUCUUGGAUCUCAGGGAAUCAUCUCCGCAGCUGUUUAGGGUCUGUGAAUCAGUUGCUUUGGUCGACAUGAUUGCCUCUUUUGCUCAUCUUGCUACCAUCAAAGACUAUGUCCGACCAGAGAUCUUAGAUACACUGGCGUUAAAAGCAGCCCGACAUCCAAUAUUGGACAAUAUCAUGUUUGAGGGCUUUGUUCCGAAUGACUACUACGCGACGCCUCAGCAUCGUUUCCAUAUUGUUACAGGAUGCAAUAUGGCAGGCAAGACUACCUACAUCAGAGCUAUUGCGCUGCUGCAGAUAAUGGCCCAAAUCGGGUGCUUUGUUCCGGCCGAAUAUGCGUCUUUCCCCGUAAUGCACAAUCUGUUUGCACGAGUGUCGUUGACCGAUAAUCUCGAAGCGAAUCUCUCCACAUAUUCUCUCGAGAUGCGGGAAAUGGCUUUCAUCCUGCGAAAUGUAAACGGCAAAAGUUUGGUGAUAAUUGAUGAACUGGGCCGCGGCACGAGCCCCAGGGAUGGCCUGGCAAUGGCAAUUGCAAUGUCAGAAGCACUUAUACAGUCGGGUGCCUUUGUGUGGUUUGCAACUCAUUUUGUUGACCUGACUCGCGUUUUAGAGGAUCGCCCAGGUGUGUUGAGUUUGCAUUUAGCCUCUGAGCGGUCGAUCUCAGAUGAAGGUGAACCACGACUGGUCAUGCUCUACAAGGCAAAAUCUGGUGUUGUCGACACAAACCAGCAUUACGGAAUCGAUUUAGCACGGGCGAUUGGGUUUCCGGAACCUUUUACUAAGCGAGCCGAAGAGGUGGCAAAAGCACUGCGGCAACAAAGAGAGGCUAGUUUGCGGGAUUCUGAGUCUCGACGGUUGGUAGCCCGUCGUAAGCUCGUGCUCAGUUUGCACGAGGCUCUGAAACAAGCCUACGAGUACGGGAGCGACGAAGCCCUACCCGGAUACUUGAAACACUUGCAGGAAGACUUUAUCAGCCGCAUGAACGAUUUGGAGAUCUCAUGA
Messenger RNA from Metarhizium brunneum ARSEF 3297, 2589 nucleotides. It is a transcript of the gene MSH4, whose product is annotated as MutS 4. Gene Ontology annotation, molecular function: ATP-dependent DNA damage sensor activity; ATP binding; mismatched DNA binding. The record is from RefSeq and is a predicted model, not a curated record. Gene Ontology annotation, biological process: mismatch repair; reciprocal meiotic recombination. Lineage: Eukaryota; Fungi; Ascomycota; Sordariomycetes; Hypocreales; Clavicipitaceae. Gene Ontology annotation, cellular component: nucleus.